AUGCUUAAGACUAUACUAGGCAUCAGCCCUCCCCGGGUCGAAGUUAACAAGGAGGAUAAUUUCGAAAGAUGGUAUGAGCAGAUCUUGGUAAAAGGUGCAAUGAUCGAUCACUGCAGCCUUCCUGGCUAUUUUAUCCUCAAGCUGGUUGCGUACGGGAUGUGGGAGAAGGUUCGCUUUUGGCUGGACGACCACGUUAAGCCCUUGGAACUACAGAAUGUCUCUUUCCCCAUCCUCCCUUACCUAGGUGAUAGGACCCAGGCGCCUUAUGCUGUGCCUGGAUCCAGCAGUUUCCCGACUUCUGAAUCCGUUAUCUAUCCUUCCUGCAGAGACUGGAUCAAGAGUCAUCGAGACUUGCCACUACGACUGAAUCAGUGGUGCAUCAGAUUUCAACAUGAAGACAGCCCACAGCCACUCCUCCGAAACUGCGAAUAUCUCCUACAAGAGGCCCAUGCAGCAUAUAUGACCAAGGAGAGCGCUCAUCAAGAGGCUGCACAGAUCCUUGAACUUUAUAGUUUACUUUAUCGGGAUCUCCUCGCCAUCCCCGUCAUCAAAGGCUAUAGGAAUGCAGCCUAUCCCCAGGACGAUGGCAUCAAUACUGGCGUAGUUGUAGCAUACCUACCUGCUACAAACCAGUGCAUAGAGGGUGCAAAAUGCCAAGAAUUUGGUCAGACUAUGAGUAAAGCGUACGAUAUCACAGUGACAGACCCUUCAGCAAAGACAGAACCGGCGCCGCUCCUUCAUGUUUGGCAAAACUGCUGGCGUGUUUCUAUUAGAGCCCUCGGUGUGAUGGUGGCCACCCACAGUGACAACCAUGGCCUUGUUUUGCCGCCUCGCAUCGCAGAGGCGCAGGUCGCCAUUAUCACAACACAAACUUCUUCAACUGAUGAACAGCUAAUAUUGGACACAGAGACUGAUAGACUUGUUUUGCGUCUAUCAUCAGCAGGAAUUCGUGUCAAAGUUCAUGACUUAGAAGGAAACUCUUUGGGAUGGAGGCUUAACGAGUGGAUCGUCAGUGGCGUCCCCUUAUUCAUAGAAUUAGGCCCAAAUGAAGUCACCAGUCAAGUCGUGACUAUAAGACAAAGGGACCUACUCUACACUGAGGGAAAAUUUGACGUCGCAAUCCCCGAAUUGCAUAGUGUCAUACCAGCCACAUUAGUCAACAUCCAAGAGGAGCUUUAUCGCAGUGCCCUCGCUAAAUUUCAGGUAGACCAAAGGCGUAUUGCCGACAACUGGGACGAAUUCAUCAAGGGCCUCUACAAGGACAAAUUGGUGUGUCUCGCACCGCACUGUCGACAAAGGAGCUGUGAGCUAUACAUUGAGGGCAUUGGCAGUGGUAGAACAGGCGAGGGGCUUGGUAGUCAUAUCAGGUGCCUUUGCGUUCCCCUGGAGCAACCAGAAGCUACUGAGGAGAGUGCCUCCCCAUGUAUCAAUCCAACUUGCAAGUACAGGGCCCUGAAGUGGGCUAUGUUUGGUUUUGGAGAGCAACAAGGGCAUUCCAUCUUGCGCCGUGCGCUUAGCAGAUAA
Messenger RNA from Aspergillus caelatus, 1524 nucleotides. RefSeq lists its product as uncharacterized. Gene Ontology annotation, cellular component: aminoacyl-tRNA synthetase multienzyme complex; cytoplasm. Gene Ontology annotation, molecular function: proline-tRNA ligase activity; ATP binding. The transcript has 3 exons. Lineage: Eukaryota; Fungi; Ascomycota; Eurotiomycetes; Eurotiales; Aspergillaceae. The record is from RefSeq and is a predicted model, not a curated record. Gene Ontology annotation, biological process: prolyl-tRNA aminoacylation. Bases 1 to 1524 code for a protein of 507 amino acids.